UUGGAUGAAAAUGGAUUGUUUAAUGUGAUUGAGGUGAAAAAAAAAAAUGAAGUAAAUCAAGGAAAUGGAGACGAGAGCACGAAAAAGAAAAGAAAAGAAAAAAACGCAAAGAACGUGGGUUCCCGUUUUAGAAUCAAGAGCCAUGUGGUGUUAUGUAUGAAGAAGACAGGGGAAAGGUUCUUUCAAGUUAAUCGCUGUCAUUUUUCUCUUCCUUAAGUAAACGAUCGUGUCAUUAUAUCGGUGAUAUUUAUAGCCUCAGUAUCUGCAUAUUUUAUAGACGACAUCGAUAAGUUUCCUAUUCAGAAAUGACAGUUGACUGUGAAGUGACUCGUAAUCAUUUGUCAAAAAAUGUGAAUUGCAACAGAAAACGGGAUUUGCUACCUGGGAUCGUGCUAAAACAUACCGGUAGUGAAAAGGUCGAACAAGGCAAAUGUGUAAAGUUCUUACAAGAGUGAACUGACAUAGAAAAAUAAAAACAGGUUAUAUGAUGAAGCAUCAUUCAAACUCCUUUUUAUUUUGGGAAGUGAACAGACGGGUUUUCUCUACGGCACUGCUGUUGGCACGUGUCGAGGACAUCAAGAAGAAGAGUAAACUCAUACUGUGGUAUUUAUCUUGAACUCAUUUCAACAUGUGCUAAAACGGUGCUACUUUCCUGUUUGUGAAUGAUAAUUCUUUAGGUGCUUUGAUUUUCUGUUUAGAGGCACCUUCAGAUCUUAGUCAUUUGGAAAUAUUUUUAAAGGAGAAUAAGUUUUUUUUUCUGCAUUGUUAUGCACUGAUCAAACAUGCUGACUCAGCUUGAACUUCUAAAUGCCUCUGGUGCGUCUAGCAACGAUGACGACAGCGGCAUGUCCUUGUCGCCCCUGGACGGCCUGUCCGAAUACUCCAUCGUGAAAACAGAGGAGUUCGAGUACUUCGAGUCGAAUCUGGGGUCGGACUCCUACUACGACAUCUCUCCGACACAGGAACUUCAAGACAGCCUGCCACCUCCGCCAUGCCUGACGCCCACUGCAGGAACGGCGCCCUCUGCCUUUGGCUCGGCGACGCUCUACGACACGAGCAUCUCGUCCAGAGGCGACGGCUUUCGGGGGCACGACGACGAUGUGAAAGUUUUCGAUGAGGACCUCAAACCUCUCAACGAAGCUCUUGAAUCUUCUAGCGACUUCAGCAGCGGCCUCUACGACGGGAACGUAGAGCUGACGGACGUCAAGAUCAAAAUCGAAGAAGAGACCUCGACUUACGACGCCUUCUCCACCGACGUCUACGACAACAGUAUCGCUACGGAAGGUUUCAACUUGGGAAGUUGGUACGACACGUUCGAUGCCAGCCUCCAUGCCAGUGAAACGACGGAGACCAAGGCAACAUGGGAUGAAGCUGCUAGCAAGGGCAAGAUAGGACCACUGCAGAGAAGGGCCCUGGACUCCAUCUUCAACGUAACCGAGAAGCCCUCCAGAGGCCUGGUACUCCACAUCGCAUCCGAACUGGGUCUGCAUCACAUAACCGUCAAAAACUUCUUCUCAAAUGGCCGGAGACGGUUGCGGAGGGCAGCAGCAAGGCUCAACGACCCGGAAAGGACGAGGCGGGAAAACGAGCGUCGCAAGGAGAAGAGGCGGCUGGCUGCCAGAGCUUCUGCAGCAGCGCUGUCAAACGGAGACACCAACAAGAGCUGCAGUGGCAGCGGCAGCAGCAGCAGCAGCAGCAGCAGUAGUAGUGCAGGCUCACUCGCUGCUACGAAGUCGUCAAUGCCAACAACCGUCGAGUCUCCGCCCCCGAAGGAGACGACGUUCGUGUCCUUAGAGCGUCGAGCUCUGAUGGAAAAGCUGGCAGACAAGGUGCAGCGGAGUAAGGCGCAGAGGUCUUUGACCAGCGACCCGGGAGUGAUGCAGAGCACCACCUCGAGUACCUCUACUACCUCGCAGGACUUCCUCUCUCAGUCCACUCAGGACCUGCUCAUUCACCCCAUCAGUGACAUUCUGUCACAAGCAUCUCAGGACAUUCUGUCACACUCCUCCCAAGGGCUGUUGGCCGAGCUACCGCACGACUUCCUGGCUGAACCUACUCACGACCUCAGUCAGACUUCUUCCCUUUUAAAUCCAAACACGGACCCUUGGAACUUUUUCUAACUUUUUUCUACGUUACAGAAACAUGCACCGACAUUAACCAUGCAACACAAGAAUACUUGAAAACUGUUCAACAUUCCCAACUUUCGCAUACCGACGUUCACUUAGGGAAGAUCGAAUUGUAAUCUUGAUCCAUCGUCAACUGUUGCAUAACAUCACAACUGGUGAUGUGCUUAAACUAGUCAUUUGGGAACCGCGGACGACAAUGUCUCUUCCUUGUAGGCGAGAGAAGUAUUGACUCAGAUUCCACUGUUCUAAGCUAACUUAAUAUUGUGUGAGAAAUAAACUUUGGAAUGAUUGUUA
Molecule: messenger RNA, 2420 nt
Organism: Macrobrachium nipponense
Lineage: Eukaryota; Metazoa; Arthropoda; Malacostraca; Decapoda; Palaemonidae
Exons: 3
Coding region: 783-2120 (445 amino acids)
Molecular function (GO): DNA binding
Source: RefSeq, a predicted model, not a curated record